AGUGAGCCAAGCUGGGAGGGAAGAUCACAGUCCCAGAGCCAAUAAAACACUCAUUGAGCCAGAGAGACACACUGCACAUAGCUGAACUCUGCAAAGAGCCUGUGAGUGAGAGUGUGUGUGUGUGUGAGAGAGAGAGAGACUUGUAAGUAUCACAAUGAGGGAAAUUGUACACAUCCAGGCAGGCCAGUGUGGAAACCAAAUUGGAACUAAGUUUUGGGAAGUGAUCAGUGAUGAACAUGGCAUCAACCCAGCAGGAGGCUACGCUGGUGAUUCAGCAUUGCAGCUGGAGAGAAUCAAUGUCUACUAUAAUGAAUCAUCCUCACAGAAAUAUGUACCCAGAGCAGUCUUAGUGGACUUGGAGCCAGGAACCAUGGACAGUGUGAGAUCUGGUCCUUUUGGUCAACUGUUUCGACCUGAUAAUUUCAUCUUUGGACAAACAGGUGCAGGAAAUAACUGGGCCAAAGGACACUAUACAGAAGGAGCAGAGCUGGUAGAUUCAGUGCUUGAUGUUGUAAGAAAAGAAUGCGAACAUUGUGAUUGCUUGCAAGGAUUUCAGCUCACUCAUUCCCUUGGAGGAGGAACGGGUUCUGGCAUGGGAACGCUACUCAUCAGCAAAAUCAGAGAGGAAUAUCCAGAUAGGAUAAUGAAUACAUUUAGUGUCAUGCCCUCUCCAAAAGUCUCUGACACAGUGGUGGAGCCUUAUAAUGCUACACUCUCAGUCCACCAGCUGGUUGAAAAUACAGAUGAAACCUACUGCAUUGAUAAUGAAGCUUUGUAUGACAUUUGUUUCCGCACCCUGAAGCUCACCACCCCAACGUAUGGAGAUUUAAACCAUUUGGUGUCUGCUACAAUGAGUGGAGUAACUACAUCAUUGCGUUUUCCAGGCCAGCUAAAUGCUGACCUUCGAAAACUGGCAGUAAAUAUGGUGCCAUUCCCACGCCUUCACUUUUUCAUGCCAGGGUUUGCUCCUUUGACAGCCCGAGGCAGUCAGCAAUACCGAGCACUCACUGUUCCAGAGCUCACUCAACAGAUGUUCGAUGCCAAAAACAUGAUGGCAGCCUGUGACCCAAGACAUGGACGAUAUUUAACAGUAGCAACAGUAUUCCGAGGUCCCAUGUCCAUGAAAGAGGUUGAUGAACAGAUGCUGGCCAUCCAAAACAAGAACAGCAGCUACUUUGUGGAAUGGAUCCCAAAUAAUGUCAAAGUGGCAGUUUGUGACAUCCCACCCCGUGGCCUCAAGAUGGCCUCCACCUUCAUUGGCAACAGCACAGCUAUUCAAGAGCUCUUCAAAAGGAUCUCUGAGCAGUUCUCUGCCAUGUUCAGGAGAAAGGCUUUCCUCCACUGGUUUACAGGAGAAGGGAUGGAUGAGAUGGAAUUUACAGAAGCAGAAAGCAACAUGAAUGACCUGGUUUCAGAGUACCAGCAGUACCAAGAAGCUACGGCAAAUGAUGGAGAGGAAACAUUUGAAGAUGAUGAGGAAGAGAUCAAUGAAUAAAAUUCUGUUUUACACACACUAGUCUCCAUCAAAAUUCUCAAAUCUGGAUUUUUAAAAUUAGUCUUAUAUAUCCAUAUUUAAGAUCCAUCCUCCUUUCUCCAAAAAAGAGAGAGAGGAGAAAAAGUAGCUUGAUUCUCAGAGGUGAUGAGUUUCCUUCAGCUUCCAUUGACUUCAGUGGGAACUGAGGGAGAUCAGCACCUCUGAAAAUCAUGCCACUUGUAUAUAGGAGGCUAAUUUUAGGCAUCCAAUUUUAGAAUUUUGGCCUAAAAGUUUAAAUACAGAGAUCACUAGAUUUGUCUAAAUAAACAAAACUUGUCUUCUAUGAAAAGUUGUACAAGAGGUAGAAUGGGGAUGGAAAGUCAUUUGAAAAUAGGGCUGUCCUGUUUUCAUCAAACUGUGAACAGCAGCAACAGCAAAAAUCUUGUGCGUCUUUGAAGUGUUAUUCUGUACUGAAUGUAUAGUACUUAUGUGCCAGGAGCGGAAUCUAUUCGUAAUAAAAGAAAAUUUAAUCAUG
Molecule: messenger RNA, 2009 nt
Organism: Caretta caretta (loggerhead turtle)
Lineage: Eukaryota; Metazoa; Chordata; Testudines; Cheloniidae
Gene: TUBB6
Product: tubulin beta 6 class V
Biological process (GO): microtubule-based process
Cellular component (GO): microtubule
Molecular function (GO): structural constituent of cytoskeleton; GTPase activity; GTP binding
Source: RefSeq, a predicted model, not a curated record